Messenger RNA from Danaus plexippus (monarch butterfly), 1095 nucleotides. Its product is annotated as Na(+)/H(+) exchange regulatory cofactor NHE-RF2. NCBI's taxonomy places the organism in Eukaryota, Metazoa, Arthropoda, Insecta, Lepidoptera, Nymphalidae. Gene Ontology annotation, molecular function: protein-membrane adaptor activity; protein binding. The transcript has a single exon. Gene Ontology annotation, cellular component: apical plasma membrane. Gene Ontology annotation, biological process: protein localization to plasma membrane. The coding region runs from base 70 to 624 and encodes 184 amino acids. The record is from RefSeq and is a predicted model, not a curated record.
UUCAUCGUCCGCACUAGCUGCCAGUGGUGUGCUUGACGCGAGAUCGAGCGCGCGUCUUCAUUCAUAGAGAUGUCCGCCAACGGCUCUGCGGCGAUGGAGCCGCGGCUCUGCCACGUGCGGAAGGUAGCCAACUUCGAUGGAUAUGGAUUUAACCUCCACGCCGAGAAGGGAAAACCCGGCCAGUACAUAGGCAAAGUCGACGAAGGCUCACCCGCGGAGACGGCAGGCCUACGUCGCGGCGACCGCAUCCUCGAAGUAAAUGGGCAAAGUAUUGCAGGUGAAACUCAUAAACAAGUGGUGGCGCGUAUUAAGGAGAGACCUGAUGACGCAGAGCUAUUGGUGGUUGCGCCGGCGCCAGGUGAUCCUUUGCCUGAUCUUGAUACACCUGAACGCCCAGUGUCGGCGAAUUCUGACUCUCAGCCAACAAAUUCCUCGCCUACACCAGGAAAAGAAUCUGCAAAUAACGUCGACCGCACCGAUUCUCCGACGGUGGAGCCUCCGCGUUUAAAUCUUCAAAUGACGGCAGCCGAGAUGAGAGCGCAUCUAGCUGCUAAAAAAAAAAUGGAUCCCAAGAAAGUCCCGAUGGAUCUUAAAUCCAAGUUUGACAUCGUAAAGAAGUUAUGAGGUGUCAGAAUGUGCGAGGGUGUAGUGCGUGACGUAGGCUGCGCGUGCGUUGCUCAGGUUGUGUUGGUCAUCGUUGUAGCGUGUGUAUGUGUGUGUCAGACGAAGGGAGUCUCGGGGGUGAAGAUCGUGGGAGGGGGGAGCUGCCUCCUCGCGCUACUCCCAUGCCGCGCUUAUCGACGCUCGGCGACAUCGUGCUUGUUGAAAUAUUUGAUUUGCGAUCCUAUUCUCGUACAAUUUUUGUAUAAUUUUGCGCCGCUACAUCAUCUCCGACAGAAUGCAAUUAUGCCUUCCAUAUAUUGCCAUUGAAUGUACAUAGGUACUGCUUGUUAUUAAGGAAUUUUUAUGAAAUUUAAUAUAAUUGUAUUUAUGUUUAAGUAAAUAUCGAUUUUUAUGAAAUGAUUAUCUAAAUGUGUAGUUAGGUUUAUAUAAAUAUUAAGUGCAAUUUUGUUGAAUAAAGAAAGUUAUGAAGAA